ACCGUCAAACGGUUUUUGUAUGGUGUUUUUUGCGAGGUGUUCUUAAUCGAAUCAUUAUAUUUGUUUAAAUUAAAGUGAAUCCUGGAUAAUUGAGUUACCUGAAGUGUUAUAAAAGUUUAGGUACUGAUCGCAGCUAAUAAUUUACUAAAAUCACGAUGUCUCAACAACAAACCAAAAAUUGUAUCACACUCCGAGGGUCUGCACAAAUAAUUUGCGAAUAUCUGAAAUUCGCUAUAAAUUCAGUUUUAUUCCAAAGAGGUCUAUAUCCUCCGGAGACGUUCAAAACCGAACAACAAUAUGGAAUUACACUUUUACUAUCGGAAGAUGCUCAAAUUAAGAGCUUUUUAACCAAUCUCUUGACUCAAAGUGAAGAAUGGAUAAUUAACAAGAAAGUAAGCAAGCUCUCCCUCGUAAUUCUCAACGUAGCAAACAAGGAAAUCUUAGAAUGCUGGGAUUUCAACGUGCAGUACGAAGAUGGUGAUGCAGCAUUAUCAAAAGAAAAAAACGAAACCGUAGGUAGUAAAGACUUGAAAAAAAUACAACAGGAAAUUAGAGAUGUCAUGUUGCAAGUAGCUGCAACAAUAUCAUACUUACCGUUCCUAGAUUGUCGGUGUUCAUUUGACGUUUUAGUUCAUGCUAAAACUGAUUGUGACGUGCCGGAGAAAUGGGCUGAAGCAGAGCCUAUAUCCAUAGCCAACGCACAAAAUGUUCAAUUAAAAACAUUUUCCACUAGCCUUCAUAAAAUGGAAACUGUAGUUAGUUAUAAGCUAGCAGAUUAGUGUAAUAUUAGUAGUAGGUAAGCUUACUUUGUUUUAGGAUUUUGUGUAAAAGUUUUUAUAGCAUUUUUUUGCUUUAAUAAAAUUGUCCACAGCA
Molecule: messenger RNA, 873 nt
Organism: Helicoverpa zea (corn earworm)
Lineage: Eukaryota; Metazoa; Arthropoda; Insecta; Lepidoptera; Noctuidae
Gene: mad2
Product: mitotic spindle assembly checkpoint protein MAD2A
Exons: 3
Coding region: 156-779 (207 amino acids)
Biological process (GO): mitotic spindle assembly checkpoint signaling
Cellular component (GO): cytoplasm; kinetochore; nucleoplasm
Source: RefSeq, a predicted model, not a curated record